This is a messenger RNA of Dipodomys ordii (Ord's kangaroo rat), 1544 nucleotides long. Its product is annotated as guanine nucleotide-binding protein-like 1. Gene Ontology annotation, molecular function: GTPase activity; GTP binding. Lineage: Eukaryota; Metazoa; Chordata; Mammalia; Rodentia; Heteromyidae. The record is from RefSeq and is a predicted model, not a curated record.
AUGCCCAGGAAGAAGCCCUUCAGCAUGAAGCAGAAGCAGAAGCAGUUGCAGCAUAAGGGGGAGCGGAAGGGAGGGCUUCAAGAUGGGCUACGCUCGAGUUCCAACAGCCGCGGGAGCCGGGAGCGGCGGGAGGAGCAGACCUACACCUCGGACGGGGAAUCUGUGACCCAUCACAUCCGUAGGCUCAACCAGCAGCCUUCCCAGGGCCUGGGGUCGAGAGGCUACGAUCCAUUUGUGAAUUUCCCACCAGCACUUUAUGAGUAUGUGACUGGAGAACUUGGGUUGGCCUUGGUGCUGGUCUUGAACAAGGUGGAUCUGGCCCCACCAGCUCUCGUGGUUGCCUGGAAGCAUUAUUUCCACCAAUACUGUCCCCAGCUCCACAUCGUCCUUUUCACUUCUUUCCCUCGGGACCCUCGAACUCCUCAAGAGCCUAGUAGUGUCUUGAAGAAGAGUCGGAGGCGGGGAAGAGGAUGGACUCGAGCCUUGGGGCCAGAGCAAUUGCUGAGAGCCGGUGAAGCCAUCACUGUGGGAAAAGUGGACUUGAGCAGCUGGCGGGAGAAGAUUGCUCGGGAUGUGGCUGGGGCCACCUGGGGGAUGGAAAAAUGCCUCUGUGAAGAUGGCAAAAAGGUCCCUACACUUCUGGAGCAUGUUUCCUUGGGACAAGGGCCUGACAGACACUGGUUUUCCAUUCCUUUCUCAGGUUUCCCCAAUGUUGGGAAGUCCUCGCUGAUCAACGGACUGGUAGGGCGGAAGGUCGUGAGCGUCUCCAGAACCCCCGGCCAUACCCGAUAUUUUCAGACCUACUUCCUUACCCCCUCUGUGAAGCUCUGUGACUGUCCUGGCCUCAUCUUCCCCUCUCUGCUGCCUAGGCAGCUGCAGGUUCUUGCUGGGAUUUACCCCAUCGCCCAGAUUCAAGAGCCCUACACUGCUGUAGGCUAUCUGGCCGCCAGGAUCCCUGUGCAGGCAAUCCUCCACCUCCGCCACCCAGAGGCUGAGGAUCCCUCCGCUGAGCACCCCUGAUGUGCCUGGGACAUCUGUGAAGCCUGGGCAGAGAAACGUGGGUACAAGACAGCCAAAGCAGCUCGCAACGAAGUAUACAGAGCGGCUAACAGCCUCCUGAGGCUGGCAGUGGAUGGUCGCCUCAGCUUAUGUUUCUAUCCCCCGGGCUACAGCGAACAGAAAGGCACCUGGGAGUCUCAUCCAGAGACCACGGAGCUGGUGGUUUUACAGGGCAGGGUGGGGCCAGCUGGUGACGAGGAAGAGGAGGAGGAGGAAGAGCUGAGCAGCUCCUGUGAGGAGGAAGGAGAGGAGGACCGAGAUGCUGAUGAGGAGGGAGAAGGGGAUGAAGACACCCCAACCUCAGCUCCAGGGUCCUGCCUGGCUGCCCGAAACCCUUAUGCCCUGCUGGGUGAGGAUGAGUGCUGAGUCCCCAUCUAGAGCCAUCUUUCCUCCCAAUAUCUUUGCUUUUGGACUGAUCUGGAGGCAUCUCCCGUCUGCCACCCCGAUUGUGAAUAAAGAUUGUCUGCUUUGUAGCCCCUUCCCAA